Nannospalax galili (Upper Galilee mountains blind mole rat) is the source of this 2952-nucleotide messenger RNA. Its product is annotated as zinc finger protein 878-like. Gene Ontology annotation, biological process: negative regulation of transcription by RNA polymerase II. Lineage: Eukaryota; Metazoa; Chordata; Mammalia; Rodentia; Spalacidae. Gene Ontology annotation, molecular function: DNA-binding transcription repressor activity, RNA polymerase II-specific. The record is from RefSeq and is a predicted model, not a curated record.
CUGCCGUAUGCGCCGAGAGUGCUGCGCCGUGAGCUUCCUGCGUGGUGGAGCGGAGGGGAGCGCGGGUGAAGCCGGAAGCCGGGCCAUGGAUUCUGUGACAUUUGAGGAUGUUGCUGUUAACUUCACCCAGGAAGAAUGGACUUUGCUGGAUCCUUCUCAGAAGAAUCUCUACAGAGAUGUGAUGCUGGAAAUCUGCAAGAACUUCAUUUUUAUAGGAAACAGUUGUGAAGAUAAGAAUAUUAAAGACCAUUAUAAAAGUUCUGGAAAAAGUCUAAGAAGUUCCACAUUCGAGACAUUCUGUGAGCAUAAAGAAGAUCAUCAGGAUGGAGAAACUUUCAGUUGGAUAGCAGAUGCCAAUAUGAUCAUGAAAAUUUCUAGUGACCUAACACCAUGUGAAAACAUUUUGUGUGGGCAGGUUUCCAUGUGUCAUUCACUCUUCAAUAACCAUCGUACCUCUCACUCUCAGUGCAAACCAAAUGAGCAUGAGGAGUAUGGAAACGAGCCACAGUACUCUAAUGCUCUCACAAGCUGUCAAAGAUAUAUGAGAACUCACACUGUGAAUGGACCAUUUGAAAAUAAGUCAUUUUUAAAUUAUUUUGAUUUCCAACAUUCACUGGUAAUAGAUCAAGAAACACACAGUGCAGAAAGCCUCCAUCAAUACAAAGAAUAUAGAAAAGCCUCUGCUGAUGGCAGUUCACUUCAUACAGCUGGAGCAAUUCAAACUGUAAGAACACAUUAUCAAUGUAAUAUAUGUGGGAAACAUCUGAGGUCUUCCAUUUCUCUUCGAAGACAUGAAAAACUUCAUAGUGUUGAAAAACGCUGCGAAUGUAAACAAUGUGGUAAAGCCUUUAGAUAUAAUAGUCAUCUUCAAAGACAUAUAAGAACACAUACUGGAGAGAAACCCUAUGAUUGUAAACAUUGUGGUAAAGCCUUUAGACAAUACAGUUUCCUUCAACUACAUGAAAAAUAUCAUACUGGAGAAAAACUAUAUGAAUGUAAAGAAUGUGGUAAAGCCUUUUCACAAUACAGAUACAUUCAAAUACAUGAAAAGAUUCAUACUGGAGAGAAACCCUACACAUGUAAACAAUGUGGUAAGACCUUUACAUUUUUUAGAUCCUUACAGUUACAUGAAAAAAGACAUACUGGAGUAAAACCCUAUGAAUGUAAACAAUGUGGUAAAACCUUUAUAUGUAAUAGUGAUCUUCAAAGACAUGAGAAAACACAUACUGGAGAGAAACCCUAUGUAUGUAAACAAUGUGGUAAGGCCUUUACAUUUUCUAGAUCCUUACAGUUACAUGAAAGAAGACAUGCUGGAGAAAAACCAUAUGAAUGUAAACAAUGUUGUAAAACCUUUAUAUGUAAUAGUGAUCUUCAAAGACAUAAGAAAACACAUACUUCAGAGAAACCCUAUGCAUGUACACAAUGUGGUAAAGCCUUUACACAAUACAGUGUCCUUCAAGUACAUGAAACAUUUCAUACUGGAGAAAAAUCAUAUGAAUGUAAACAAUGUGAUAAAGCCUUUAGGUAUCACAGUCGUCUUCAACGGCAUGAAAAAACACAUAGUGGAGAAAAACCUUAUGCAUGUAAACAAUGUGGUAAAGCCUUUAGGUAUCACAGUCGUCUUCAACGGCAUGAAAAAACGCAUACUGGAGAAAAACCCUAUGCAUGUAAACAAUGUGGUAAAGCCUUUGCACAAUGCAGGUACCUUCAAGCACAUGAAAAAAUUCAUACUGGAGAAAAACCGUAUGAAUGUAAACAAUGUGAUAAAGCCUUUAGUCGUAAUUGUAAUCUUCAAAGACAUGAAAAACACACUGGAGAGGAACCCUAUGCAUGUAAACAACGUGAAAAAGCCUUUAGGCAGUCCAGUCACCUUCAUGUACAUGAAAAAGUUCAGACUGGAGAACAAUCAUAUGAUAAACAAUGUUUAGGUAAAGCCUUUAGUUGUCACAGUUCUCUUCAGUUACAUGAAAAAAAAAGUCAUACUGGAGAAAAACCCUAUGAAUGUAAACAGUGUGGUAAAGACUUCAGAUGUCACCGAGAUGUUCAAAGACAUGUGAAGUCAUACUAGACAAAACCCCAUGUAUAGGAACAGUGUGGAAAAGCAUUUAGAAGUCACAGUCACCUUUACAUGAAAGAAUUCAUAUUUCAGCAAACCUAGGAAUGCAAACAAGGUGGUAAGCCUUCAGAUGUAACAGUUAUCUUCCUUUAUGUGAAAAUUCUUGUUAGACCAAAACCCAAUGAGUGAAAGCAAUGUAAAUCUCACCUAUGAUACAUUUAUCUUAAGUUACAUGAAAAAAUACUGGGGAAAAACCCUGUCAAUGCAAAGAAUGUGGGAAUCUACAUUUCAUAGUUCCUUACAAUUAAAAAAGGAAAUUGUGAGAACCCUGUGAAUGUGAACAAUGCCUGUAGUUGUUUAACUUCCUAAAUUACAUGGUAGAGCAGUCUCACCCCACAGUGUUCUUUCCAUGACAAAAACUCAUUGGAGAAAAUUCCUAGAAAUGUAAAAUCCAAGUGUUAAUGUUUUAUAAGCAUUCACUUCCAUUAUAAGAACUCACGCUCAAACCUCUAAGAAUAUAAAGAACAGGGGCAAGGAUUAAGCUGCCACAGUUCCCAACAGCAACAGUGUUGUGUGAGCUUUUCCUUGGGAGACCUGAGCAAAUGUCUCCUCACCUGAGAUUGGACUUUCUACCAAAGUCUAAUUAAGUGAACCAAAGAUUUUACUGGGGUUACUUCUAGGAGCAUGGACAACCACAGCUACAUCAUCAAAAAGUCAAUCCAGCCUAAAUGAUGACUCUAGAUGCUACAGUGCUGGUGAUUUCUACACAAAUGGCAGGCAGCUUGGUUGGUGAUUAAAAAAAAUAUUUUUAUUUUAUGUGUAUGUGUGUAUUGCCUGCAUGUAUGUGAGUGCACCUGUGUCAUGCAGUGCUGCAUAGGUCAGAAGAGGGCUUCAGA